AUGGCGUAUAUUGGUCCAACCUUACCGCCUCAUUUAGCUAAAAAAAUCGUAAUUGGGCCGGUAAUUCCCGGGCAAGACGAGGAAUCCCGAGAAAACGAAGAAGAAGAGGAACAGCCGCCAUUUGUGAUUGGGCCAAUCAUUCCACAGGCUCUUUUGAAUCCCGUUAAAUAUUUCGACGAGGAAAUUAAAGAGAAAGAUGAGAAACAACAUGAAGAAGAAGAGGAAGAAGGCGAAGAUGUUGGGCGUUGCUACGGACCAACACUUCCGUCCAAUUUCGAGCCAUGCGCCGGCCCUUCUCUUCCACCAGGAUAUGAUUCAGAUGAGGAGGAUAUUGGUCCUCGUCCAAUCGCUAAAGGUACUGAAGAGCAGGAAGAGCUUCAACGACUCUAUCGUAUUGCUGUUGCACGAGAAGCCGAGGAACAAGAGAAGAAUGCGCAACCGAAACGUGAAGAAUGGAUGACAUCUGUGCCGAAAACGCUUGGCAAUAUUGGAUUGGGAGCCAGAACGUUUAAGAAGGGAACAGCUGUUGAGAGGGAUUCGACAUGGGAAGAUGUUCCAGGAGCCAAAAAACGAAAAGCUGAAGAAAAACUUGUAAUUGCUCCAGGCAUCGCUGAAUCCGAUGCUCGUCAAGCCGCAAUUGUUGAAGAAAAAGCCGCAGGCCCAACUCUUGUAGAAAUGUACCAGAAAAAACGAAGAGAAGAAGCUCCAGAGGCGUACAAUCCAAAUACGCGUCGGCCAUUCGAUCGCGAGAAAGACAUGGAAGUUCGUGGCCUAAAACCUGGAGCCAGUAAAGAAGCUGUAGAUAGGUUGAAAGAAUUCGCUUCAAGAUUCUCCAAUAGCAAAACUCAACGAUUUCUUUAA
Messenger RNA from Caenorhabditis bovis, 861 nucleotides. The record is from the annotation of a GenBank genome assembly. Lineage: Eukaryota; Metazoa; Nematoda; Chromadorea; Rhabditida; Rhabditidae.